UCUCUCCCGGUUUAGGUGGAAAAUGUCCGCUUAAUUGAUGGAGCGUCUUCCAAACGGGCGGCGUUAGGAACUCUGUAUCUAACUGCUACUCAUGUAAUCUUUGUGGAAAACGAAUCUGAUGCUCGUAAAGAGACAUGGGUUCUUCACAGUCAAAUCUCCUCUAUUGAGAAGCAAGCUACGGCUGCUACUGGUUGCCCUUUGCUGAUUCGCUGCAAGAACUUCCAGAACAUUCAGUUUAUUAUGCCUCAGGAAAGGGACUGUCAUGAUGUUUACAUAUCUCUAAUACGUCUGGCCCGCCCAGUGAAAUAUGAAGAAUUGUACUGUUUUUCUUUCAACCCCAAAUUAAACAAAGAAGAACGAGAACAAGGCUGGAAGUUGAUCAACCUAAAAGAAGAAUAUCAUCGGAUGGGGGUCCCAAAUAAUGAUUGGCAGCUCAGUGAUGUCAACAGAGAUUACCGAGUAUGUGACUCAUACCCCACUGAAGUGUAUGUGCCCAAAUCUGCCACUGCCCAUAUCAUUGUGGGAAGCUCUAAAUUCCGGAGUAGGAGGCGUUUCCCAGCACUCUCCUACUACUACAAGACCAAUAAUCUCAAUGCAAUGGCAAACAGAGCAGCUGGGAAGGGCUACGAAAAUGAAGACAAUUACUCCAACAUCAAGUUUCAGUUCAUCGGCAUUGAGAAUAUCCAUGUCAUGAGGAGCAGUCUCCAAAAAAUGCUAGAAGUUUGUGAGUUGAGAUCUCCUUCAAUGAAUGACUUCCUCUGGGGACUGGAGAAUUCAGGCUGGCUAAAGCACAUCAAAGCCAUCAUGGACGCUGGCAUCUUCAUUGCAAAGGCCGUAGCGGAAGAAGGAGUGAGUGUUCUCGUUCACUGUUCUGAUGGAUGGGACCGGACCUCUCAGGUUUGCUCUAUCGCAAGCCUUUUGCUUGAUCCGUUUUAUAGAACUAUGAAGGGAUUUAUGGUAUUAAUUGAUAAGGAUUGGGUUUCAUUUGGUCAUAAAUUUAACCACAGGUAUGGCAACUUAGACGGCGACCCAAAGGAGAUCUCUCCAGUUAUCGACCAGUUCAUCGAAUGUGUGUGGCAACUGAUGGAACAAUUUCCUUGUGCCUUUGAAUUCAACGAAAGGUUCCUCGUCCACAUACAGCACCACAUCUAUUCCUGCCAGUUUGGGAAUUUUCUGUGCAACAAUCAGAAGGAGAGGCGAGAGCUGAAGAUUCAAGAACGGACGUAUUCACUUUGGGCUCAUUUGUGGAAGAACCGUGCUGAUUAUAUGAAUCCUCUGUAUAGGGAAGACUAUAACAGGACCUUGAAUCCACAGUCGGCUCCUUGGCAGUUUGUUUAUAAGUUCUGGAGUGGAAUGUACAACCGUUUUGAAAAAGGUCUGCAUCCUCGGCAAUCUGUGACAGAAUACCUUAUGGCGGUAAAGGAAGAAACACAGCAAUUAGAAGAAGAGCUGGUUGUCUUAGAAGAGAGACUGGCAAAGCUUACAAAAGUGCGAUUAGAUAAUGGUGAGACGACACAGCAACAAAAUGGAAUCAACGCGUUACAACUUUCUACCUCUAACGACAGCAUAGCUAACACGCCCCAGGAUUACAUUGGUAAUCUGAAGUCAUUUCCCUCUCGGAGUACUUCUCAGGGAGAUGAAGAAGAUUCAGCUCUGAUUCUUACACAAGAUAAUGUGAAAAGCUCGGAUCCAGAUCUUUCAGCCAACAGUGAUCAGGAAUCAGGUGUGGAGGAUAUGAGCUGCCGGUCCCCAAGUGGAGGAAGUUGUUUGCCCAGUGAAGAUAGCGCCAAAGAUCGUGAUUCAGAUGACGCUGUUUGUCUCACUGUCUGA
Molecule: messenger RNA, 1830 nt
Organism: Gekko japonicus
Lineage: Eukaryota; Metazoa; Chordata; Lepidosauria; Squamata; Gekkonidae
Gene: MTMR7
Product: myotubularin related protein 7
Exons: 12
Biological process (GO): dephosphorylation
Molecular function (GO): phosphatase activity
Source: RefSeq, a predicted model, not a curated record